Molecule: messenger RNA, 1066 nt
Organism: Scatophagus argus
Lineage: Eukaryota; Metazoa; Chordata; Actinopteri; Scatophagidae
Product: protein crumbs homolog 3-like
Exons: 3
Coding region: 487-861 (124 amino acids)
Source: RefSeq, a predicted model, not a curated record
GCACACACAGGUAGGCCUAAUGGUGACGAAAGAGGUGGAGGGAAUGGGGAGCGGUUUUUCAGUGUCGGCACUGAUGUGGCCAUCCUUUGAGAGCGAGAGGAGAAGCCGAGUGGAAGAGAUGUGCUUCGCCAGCAAAAAAAAAAAGAAAAGAAAAAAAAAACAGAAAGCAUCUGGCGCUGAAGUGCAGUUUCAGCAGAGAGCUGGUGGCAUUCAGAGAAGUUCGGUGUGCAUCACAGAAACGUAUGAGGGCAGCUUAUCUGGCAGGCGCACACACACACACACACACACACACACACACAGAGCAGGCUGAUAGUGCUGACAGCAGGGAAGCAUUGCUGCUGUCUCUCUCUCUGUGUGUAGUUACUCUGCUGAGGCUUCAGGGUGGCCUUGCCUUGCCGUGUACCUUAGAGACUGGUUAGCUAGACAUCUCCUUGUCUCUGUGCGAGUGUGUGUGUGUGUGUGUGUGUGUGUGGCACUUGGAGACUGAUGGAGGGUCCUGGCUGCAGGCUGCUCCGGCUCGCUUGUGUCACACUCGCUAUGACAGCCAACUGUGCUGCAGUGACAGCAUCCACUCAGGCCGUCACGACUAUCACGCCAACCACGCCAACCACAACUGCUGAUACGCAGCGCGCUCCAUACAGCUCACGUGUGGCCGCCGUGCUGGCGCCGUGUCUGGUUGGCUUGGCGAUAGUGGUGAUGCUGGGGCUGGCGCUGGCCGUCGCCAAACUGCGAGAGAGGCGGCAGACGGAGGGAGGUUUCAGUCCGCGGCAACUUGAGGCUCCUGGUGGUCGCAACCCACCUGCCGAGCUGGGAAACACAUCCAUCAGCACUUUGGCAGAGCGCGUGGAGCGCCUGGUGUAGUGCAACGUAGUGAGGAGAGGAGAAGUGUGUGUGUGUGUGUGUGUGUGUGUGUGUGUGUGUGUGUGUGUGUGUGAGAGAGAGAGAGAGAGAGAGAAAUAAACAAUAUAUCAUGUGUGGGAGCUUCUUCAAACCAAACAUUUGCUUUGAGUUUCUGGUAUGCACCUGUAUUCUGAUUCUGGUUGUUUCCCUCCGUCCUCUUCCAGCU